AUGCAUGCAUCGUCUUUCGUCCCCUACACUAAGACGCAAAUGGAGGACAACUACUACUACGUCGUCUGCCUCGUCUGGGCUCUCGUCCUGUCCUCCCUCGCGCUUGCUGUUACGCGCAGGAAGAAGGCAAAUAACAGCCUGCCUCUCCAUCUCCCGCCGAGUCCCUGGCAGCUGCCGGUCGUCGGCAGCCUGCACCACCUCGUCGGGAAGCUCCCGCACCGCGCCAUGCGCGACCUGGCGCGGCGCCACGGGCCAGUCAUGCUGCUCAGGCUCGGCUCAGUGCCCACGCUUGUGCUGUCGUCGCCGGACGCGGCCCGCGACGUGAUGAAGACCCACGACGUGGCGUUCGCCACGCGGCCGCUGACCGCUACCAUGAGCGUGCUAACCUGUGGCGGUCGGGACAUGAUCUUCUCGCCCUACGGCGAAUACUGGCGGCAGCUCCGCAAAAUCGCCGUCACGGAGCUCCUCACGGCUGUCCGCGUACGCUCCUUCCGAGCCAUCCGCGAGGAGGAGGUCGCCACCAUGCUACGGGGCGUCGAGUCCUCCGGACCCACGGUGGAGAUGCGCGCACGGCUGUCCAUGCUCGUCGCCGACGGCACGUUCCGCGCCGUCAUGGGCGACCGGUGCGACUCCAAGCAGCGCAACCUGUUCCUGCGGGAGCUUAACAGAAUAAUCGGGCUCGCCGCGGGGUUUAACACAGCGGACCUGUGGCCGUCGUGGUGGCUCGCCGGACGGCUUAGCAACGCCCUCCGCUGUGCCAAGGAGAGCCAUGCCACCGUGUUUGGGAUCAUCAAGGGCAUCAUCCAUGAGCAUAUGGAGACGAGGACGGAGGGCCAGCGCGGCGAGGGAACCAAGGACGACCUGCUGGACGUGCUGCUCAAAAUACACAAGGACGGUGGCGUCGACAUGGUUGCCGUCGAAGUAGUGGUUUGGCGCGCACAGGACAUCUUUGCUGCCGGCAGCGAGACGUCGGCGACGACGCUCGAGUGGGCGAUGGCGGAGCUGGUGAAGAACCCAGGGGCGAUGGCGAAGGCGACGUCGGAGGUGCGGCGGGCCUUCGAGGCCGGUGGCACGGUCGACGAGGGCAGGCUUGGCGAGCUCCCGUACAUGCGCCUCGUCAUCCGGGAGACGUUGCGCCUGCACCCGCCGCUGCCGCUGCUGCUGCCGCGCGAGUGCCGGGAGCCAUGCAAAGUUGUGGGGUUCGACGUGCCCAAGGGCACGCAGGUGAUCAUCAACGCCUGGGCGCUGGGCCGUGACGAGGGGCGCUGGGGGUCCGACGCGGCGGAGGAGUUCCGGCCGGAGCGCUUCGAGGCCGGUGCGGGGGAGGAGGUGGACUUCACGGGCACCAACUUUGAGCUGCUGCCGUUCGGCGCCGGGAGGAGGAUGUGCCCUGGGAUGGCGUUUGGCCUCGCCAACGUGGAGCUCCCGCUCGCUAGCAUGCUGCUCCAUUUCGACUGGGAGGCGCCGGACAUCUCAGACCCGUCCGAGUUGGACAUGAGUGAGGCGUUUGGCGUCACCGUAAAGCGGAAGGCGAACCUGCUUUUGCGCCCCUCUCUCCGCGUGCCACUGCCGGACUCUCCACCUGGUGGAGUCUAA
Triticum turgidum subsp. durum (durum wheat) is the source of this 1596-nucleotide messenger RNA. The record is from the annotation of a GenBank genome assembly. Lineage: Eukaryota; Viridiplantae; Streptophyta; Magnoliopsida; Poales; Poaceae.